Molecule: messenger RNA, 1066 nt
Organism: Cherax quadricarinatus
Lineage: Eukaryota; Metazoa; Arthropoda; Malacostraca; Decapoda; Parastacidae
Source: RefSeq, a predicted model, not a curated record
CAGCUUGGAGAAGAGUUCAGAUCCAUGGAGCAUUUCCACAUUCAUGACUCACGAAUUCGUAAUAAGACAAUUGCAAACAAAUCACAGGACGGAGAACUCAUGGUAAGUGACUCCUAAAACUCAGAGACCAGCUGGCAGAGUGGUUAACACACUGGCUUGUUAGGUUCAAGACUCACUUGCCAUUGGUUCAAGCCCUACCCGUUCCAUGGUUCUGUUUCCUUAUUCAUGCUAUAAUGGCCACCUUCAGUCACACAAUAUAUUACAAAUUUUAACCUGGAUAUCUGUGCCUCUGCUUCGUGAGUGUCACGCUCUGUGUUCAUCUGCGUGACUGCAGGAGGAGGCGGUGGCUACAUCGGAAGUGCUUUUGGACACCUUCAAUGGAGACGCUGGUCGGGCCAAGUGGCGAAGCUGCUGCCAAGCCGCUGUAGAAUGCUGCGACUAUAUGUUAACAGCUUCCUGGCCUCCCGGUAGCUGCCCCAACACCUGGGAUGGGUGGCAGUGCUGGCCAGCUACUCUCUCAGAUACUGAGAUCAAAAGACCUUGUCCCUCCUACAUUUACCAUGGCAAGGGCCCCUCUUGUGCUAAGGAGGCAAGUAAGAGGUGCCAGAAUGCCGGUCACUGGUACCGGCGAGAAGGUAAACAAGAGUGGAGCAACUACUCUUCUUGUAGCGUUGAGGAGAACAUCCACCGGCGGCUGUAUGUGCACAUCGCAGCGUACAGUAUUUCUGUGGCCGCCUUAUUUCCAGCCCUCUGUAUCUUCAUCUCAUACAAACAGCUGCGUGUUCAUCGCAUUACUCUACACAAACACCUCUUCCUGAGUCUUCUGCUGGAGGCGCUGGGAGUCAUUAUCUUCAGGUUAUUGCAACUAUAUAAGAACGACGUAAUCCAACAGAUGAUGUAUAAUCUUGGUGGACGAGUUGGGUCAAUGUGUGAAGCUGCUCGAGCUGGGUCAAUGUGUGAAGCUGCUCGAGCUGGGUCAAUGUGUGAAGCUGCUCGAGCUGGGUCAAUGUGUGAAGCUGCCCGAGCUGGGUCAAUGUGUGAAGCUGCUCGAGUGGUCAAUGUGUGA